Molecule: messenger RNA, 2913 nt
Organism: Coniophora puteana RWD-64-598 SS2
Lineage: Eukaryota; Fungi; Basidiomycota; Agaricomycetes; Boletales; Coniophoraceae
Exons: 5
Coding region: 26-2629 (867 amino acids)
Biological process (GO): protein ubiquitination; ubiquitin-dependent protein catabolic process
Molecular function (GO): ubiquitin protein ligase activity
Source: RefSeq, a predicted model, not a curated record
CAGACCCCUGACUCCAUCUCCAAACAUGGGCUGGCUGGGCAUGGACUCCCCCAACAUCACCGUCGCUGGCGCCAGUGCCGCCAGCUUCAGCGCCCUCUCCAAGCUGCGCUUCAAGCACCUCUUUGCCCUCCCGUCCAAGUUCCUCGCACGCAUGCGCGCUAUGGACGAGCUCAUAGGAUACGACGACUUUAGCCGCUCCUUCUCGGUGGAAACGGGCAUGCACGAUGUAGAUCGUGCUACCUCGUUCAUCUCACGCUCUUCGCCCCCGCCCCCGACCUUUGCGCCGCUCCCGGGACCGUGGGGGUUUAUCACAUCGGGGUAUGCAAUUGUUCUCCUCGCCAUGGCUAUUCUCCUGCACCGAAUACACAACAUCGUCGUGCCCCCUCGUCAGCCCUUUCCCCCUCGUCACGCACGCACACAUCACCAGCGCUUCACCUCUCCGCGCUCCUUCUUCCGCAACCUCUUCCCCGUCGACCUCUCCUCGACUCGGGUCCGCCUCAUCACUCGCCUCCCGACGCUCUACUUCCUCCUCAAAGCCCUACUCGCGUGGACUGUCGUCCUCGCGCAGACCUCGCAGGCGAGCUUCAUUCCGUGGGACAUGCCCGUGCUGCGCACGCUCGACGACUGGAUGAUUCGUAGGGAGAUGGACGCUCUGUGCUGGUCGACGUUUUGUGCCGUGUGCGGAGCGCUGUGCAUCGAGGCGUUCACACGGGGGCUGGAAGGGUCGACGAGCAACGCUUCGCCGUUCAACCUGUUCGGCUACGCCUUCCUCCUGCACAUCUACUCCUCCCCCCUAACGCACGGCACCAAACCCGGCCCCACCUCCUCCUCCCGCCCGGACCCGCACGCCGUCUUCACCAUCCUCCUCCCCCUCCUCCAGCUCUCCAUCGUGCACACCAUCGGCAUACGCCGCCGCUGGUCCAACCAGCGCCUCCUCCCCUCCGCGCUCGUCUCCGCGCUCGGGCUGCUGCACUUCCACGCCGUCCUCUGGCUCUCCGCCUCCUCGUACCCGCUGCUCAACUACAUGCCGCGCCUCUUCGAGUCCCUCCUCGUGUUCGUCACCGCCCUCGCGCUCGGGCUCAACGCGCUCGCGCAGCUCCUCACCGAGGGCCGCGUCGCGCGCCCGCUGUUCGGGCACCGCGAGGCGCUCAUGCCGCGCUGGGAGGAGGACUUUUCGAUCGCGCUGCUGCGGCUUGGGACGGCGAGUCUAGAGGCGAGCGCGGUGGCGGGCUUGGGGAACGAGGUGGGGAGUGUCGCCGCGUUUGAUGCGCUCGAUUCAGCGCACCACCACCACCACGGUGUGGGGUCUGGGGUGAGUGCGUACGACCCAGCGAGGCUGGCGCCGACGACGGGCGCGCUCGAGAUAAGCAGGUACGGCGUUAUCGGCGCUGUGCGGCACGGUAUCGCCAUCCACAACAACUCUUCUUCUUCUUCCUCUGAACCCCGCCAGCACGGUAUGGGGCGCAGAACAAGAAGGCGCGGGCCGCACGCGCGCAAGCUCAAGGGGUUCGCGAACGAGGUCACGCGCGUCAAGGCCGUCGCCCCCGGCAAUGGCAACGGCAACGGCAACGGCAACGGCAACGGCAGCAGCGCCAACGGCACCGGCGACACGGAUAUGUGGAUGGACAGCACGUGGUACCGCGAGGCGGGGCGCUUCGGUGUCGGCGCGGGACGCUUCGCGAAGGGCCUGUGGAGGCUCGCUGCGGACGUUGUGCGGAGGCGGCCGGUGCGCUGGCGUAAGCCCCCGUCGGAGGAGGAGGCGGAGGGUCUUAGUGUGGGAGAGACGGGGCGGAGGCGGGGCGGGGAAGUGGGUUCUCGCGCGAACGAGGGCGAGAAGAGCGAUGGAGAUGGGGAGGGGUGGGACGGGGACGGGUACGAGUACGCGCGCGAGGGAAGCCCGUCGUGCGCGCGCGCGGCGGUGGAGGACGAGUGGUACGCGCGGUUUGUGCGGAACGAGGCGUUCUCGGAUGAAGAUGAGGACGUCGACUUUGAGCCUCCAACAUCUGUGUCUGCGUCUGCGCGGUCGACGCCGAGCGCCGAGGAGGUGCCUUUUCUUCCCCCGCUAAACCACUGGGAGGAGGAGGGGGAAGAAGAGGGGUAUUCGGUCUCGGAGGAAGACUAUGGAGAGGAGGAGGAGGGAGCGGAGUACUACAGCGACACCGAUAACGGGACGGAGACCGUCGCGCUCUACGCCGACCUCUCCUCCGCGUACGCGCACGCACACGCGACGCCCGCGCCACCGCUCCUCCUCGCGCACCUCGCGAACAGCGACACGGCGCCGCUGACGCGCGGGCGCUACGCGGCGAUGAGCUCUGGGCUCGCGCCGCCUUCUUCUUCGGCCGGCGCUGCUACGGACGAGUGGGGCGGCGCGCGGCGGGGUGCAUCCCGCAGCGGCAGCAAUAUGGGUGGCAUUGGAGGUGGCGGAGGCGGCUCGCCGACGGACGAGGCGCGGCGCAACUGUGUGAUAUGUACGGUUGAGCAGCGGCAGAUUAUCUGUUGGCCUUGUCGGUGCCUCGCAUUGUGCGACGACUGCCGCGAGAACCUCGCGACGCGCACGCCGAGCUCGAAGCAUAGCUGUCCGUGCUGCAGACAGAGCGUGGACGGCUACUCGCGCAUCUACAUCCCCUAGCCCUAUCCCUAAUCUGGUCUUCUAGUCUGGCACCAGAAUCUCCCCGAAUCCAUCUAUCCUUUUCCAGCCCCCACCCCCACCCCCACCACCUUCGGGCUUCCGCCCGCUGCUCGACCGGUGAGACCGUUGCGACCUCGGCGGCUAAACCCUCGUUUUUUGUUCUUCUCGGGCCAUCGUUCCUUCUUUGCCUCUAGCGUCUGGUGGCGUCGAUCGAUGCUGCUGCUGAUGGCAACCGGGCGUGCAUCUAGCCUCGCGCCGCAUACCGCAUGCCUCGUGUCUCAUGU